AUGCAGGACAUUCGGAUGGCCUCCAUUGUGAUGGCCUGCUUUGCGCUGUUCCCAAGCCUCACCAAUGCUUUCUGGCGUCUUCCUUGCCGUGGAAGAACUGGUCUCGCCCGGCUGGACCCCCUUGUGGAUCCGGGUACGGUCUCAUCUCAUGCCCACGCGGUUCAUGGAGGUGGAAGCUUUGGCAUGAGCUCGGAUGAGGCCUCGCUCCUCGAGUCUGAUUGCACCUCGUGCGCAGUGACUCAAGACAAGUCUGCUUACUGGGUUCCUGCUUUGUACUUCAUGCACACCAAUGGCAGCGCCGAGGUGGUGGAUGAGGUUGGAGGCAUGCUUGCCUAUUACCUUCUGUACGGAGAGAAUGUCACUGCUUUCCCAAGUAACUUCCGCAUGCUGGCAGGCGACCCAUACCAGCGCAAUUUCACCUGGCCAGUUCCCGACCCUCCCAAGUCCGAUUGGAGUGGUGCUCAGGCCUCACAGGCUGCUUUGCGCCAGAAGGCCCUUGGUUUCAACUGCCUGGACUACUCGGCAACCGCUGAAGCCUCCCUUUACCGCCACUUCUUGCCCAACAAGACCUACCUCGAUGAGCAUUGCACUGACGGAGUCCGCUUCGAGUUGAUGUUCCCCUCUUGCUGGAAUGGCAAGGAUGUCGACUCCACUGACCACAAAUCUCAUGUCGCAUACCCGUCGCUCGUCAUGGAUGGUACCUGCCCUGAGGGUUUCGAAACUCGCCUGGUCUCACUCUUCUACGAGACUAUCUGGAACACCUACGCAUUCAAGGACGUCGAUGGAUAUUUCGCGCUCGCCAACGGUGAUCCCACUGGAUACGGAUACCACGGUGAUUUCAUGCAGGCCUGGGAUGAUGGCAUUCUCCAGCAGGCCAUUGAUACCUGCACAAGCGAGUCAGGUAUCGUUACCGACUGUGAGAUCUUCGACGUUCAGACCGAAGACGAACAGCGUCAAUGCCAGUUCCCCGUCCCGUCCGUGAUCAAAAACGAAAAUUGUGAACUGCACGAGGACGGAUUGCCUGGCGGUAUGGCUAUCCAGUGGGGCCCUGAGUAUGCCACGAUGAAAUCUGCUGCAACUACGACCACGUCCAGUGUGGUUUCAGUUCCCACCAUUUCAAUCCCGACUAGCUCACUCCCCACAGUUUCCGUUGGUGGUAUUUCGAUCGAUCCCAACACCUUGCUUGAGAACCUCCACGUGACCAGCGCUGCCGAAGCUACUACUUCUUUCACUUCUACUUCGACUCCCUCGCCAACCCCGACCGCCAUCACAUCUACCAUCAUCGAUCCUAUCACCGAAGAGAUCAUCUAUCUCGAACGUGAUGUUUACGUCAUCUGUGAUGGCAACGGUGUCGUGUACUCGACCAGCACUGGAGCCGUCCGGACUGUCUCUACUUCGUUGACCACCAUCGUGGAGACCUCCACGGCCGUUUCCUACGCGAAGAAGGACACUGUCCCGGAAGCCGUGGAGCCGGUACAGGCUGCCGGCCACGCUCGCAGACAUCUCCACCACCGCCACGGUCACGGCCACAACUCGGUUUAA
Molecule: messenger RNA, 1542 nt
Organism: Penicillium roqueforti
Lineage: Eukaryota; Fungi; Ascomycota; Eurotiomycetes; Eurotiales; Aspergillaceae
Product: DUF1996 domain-containing protein
Exons: 3
Coding region: 1-1542 (513 amino acids)
Source: RefSeq, a predicted model, not a curated record